UGAACUGUCAGAUUAGCCGAUCAGACGGCGGAGUGCCGGCGGGGCGACUGUUUGCGUUAUUUGAGGUUAUAUUUUUAUUGUAAAAAAUAUUCGAUAAAUAAAUUACAGAGGAAUUAUAAGUUUGUUACAAUGAGGUUGUUAUUAUUAUCUGUCUUUAUUGGUGUUGUGAAUUGUCGAAUAGAUUACAGAAAAGGGCGCAAUAGUCCUUUUAGUAGUAAGUACACAAAAAGGUAUGAACCAAAUUGGGAAGAUUUGGACACUCGGCCACUGCCAGAAUGGUACGACAAAGCAAAAAUCGGUAUAUUCCUCCAUUGGGGCGUAUACUCCGUACCAGGUUACGGUUCCGAAUGGUUCUGGAGCAACUGGAAAGGUGGUUCUAAACCAAUAAUAGAAUUUAUGAAGAAAAAUUAUCCGCCAGAAUUCACUUAUCAGGAAUUCGCUCCUAUGUUCAAGGCAGAGUUCUUUGACCCUCAGAAUUUUGCCGACUUAUUUGUGAAAUCUGGAGCAAAGUACGUAGUCCUUACAAGCAAACACCACGAUGGUUUCACUCUAUUUCCAUCCAAACGUUCCUUUAGUUGGAACGCAGAGGAAGUUGGCCCAAAACGCGAUCUCGUCGGAGACUUAUCAACCAGCAUAAAAGCUAAAGGUUUGAAAUUCGGCGUUUACCAUUCAUUAUACGAAUGGUUCAACCCGAUUUAUGAAGAGGACAAGAAGACUAACUUCACUACCCGUACAUAUCCGGACACAAAAUUAUGGCCCGAUAUAAAACAGCUUGUAAACGAUUAUAAACCUUCAAUAAUUUGGUCUGAUGGUGACUGGGAGGCAUACGACACGUAUUGGAAUUCAACAGAUCUAUUAGCCUGGUUAUACAAUGACAGUCCAGUGAAAGAUGAAGUAGUGGUCAACGAUAGAUGGGGUAUUGAUAUACCGUGCAAACAUGGAGACUUCUACAAUUGCGCCGAUAGAUAUAAUCCUGGAAUAUUACAAAAUCAUAAAUGGGAAAACGCGUUUACGGUGGACUCAAUAUCUUGGGGGUACCGAAGGAAUAUGAAUUUAAAAGAGAUACUCUCAAUCAACCAACUGCUCAAAGAAGUCGUAUCUACAGUUAGCUGCGGAGGAAACGCCCUCAUUAACGUAGGUCCUACAAAGGAAGGCACAAUAGCUCCUAUAUUUGAAGAACGACUACUGGCACUCGGAGAAUGGUUGGAAAUAAAUGGAGAAGCUAUUUACUCCACAUCGCCUUGGCUCCACCAAAACGACACAUCCGUUGGUGAUGUUUGGUACACCUGCACCAAAAGCAAAUAUAAUGCAAAGCGACCAACGCAUAUACCCACAAGAUCAGACACUGUCACAGCCAUCUAUGCAAUAUUCCUUAAUUGGCCGGCUAAUAAUAUACUGACGCUUAGACACAUGGCUGCUUAUCUACACUCUGGUACCUUUAAAGUCAGGUUGCUAGGCAAUGAUGAAUUUCUAAAUUGGCGUAUAAGCUAUGGAGAAGCUCACAUCGUGUUACCAGAUAAAUCUACGGUAAAAUCUAACAACGCGUGGGUAUUGAAAUUUAUCCAAUCACAGUAACAUUACCAAUAACCUAGCUGUAUUAUUAUAUGUUAAAUAUUAAAAUGAUUAUAUUGUUAAACAAUA
Messenger RNA from Galleria mellonella (greater wax moth), 1641 nucleotides. RefSeq names its product tissue alpha-L-fucosidase (gene Fuca). The record is from RefSeq and is a predicted model, not a curated record. Lineage: Eukaryota; Metazoa; Arthropoda; Insecta; Lepidoptera; Pyralidae. Gene Ontology annotation, molecular function: alpha-L-fucosidase activity. Gene Ontology annotation, biological process: fucose metabolic process; glycoside catabolic process. The transcript has 6 exons. Bases 130 to 1575 code for a protein of 481 amino acids. Gene Ontology annotation, cellular component: lysosome.